GCCCAAACCCGGCGCUCUGCCAAGAAUUUCAAACCCUACAUAAACCCUGAACUUUUUUGCCACAAUCUUUUACGGAGUAACAUGUUAAUGGCGAUUUCUUGUUCAACAAGAACCCUCUAAACCCUACUAACCUCAUAAAACUUCUCUGACGAUUUUUUCUUACGGAGAGAAGGAAUAGAAAAUUGUAAAGAUCGGAAAUGGCGAAUGUUAAUGCAGCUGGGCUUAUUGCAACCAUGGCAGCUGCAACUUUAGGAGCAAAACCUGCUUACGCAGAUGGGUCUUUCAGCUUCUCUCCAUUUUCACCCUCUACGUCAUCGACCCAACCCUCUCCUCAGCUUCCGAAUGCUGACUCCAGAGAGCCGCCCCAGCAGCCACCUCCGGCGGAACCUCCAAAACCUCGCAAUGAUCAUCCCAGAACAACAUCGGCCGGAUUCGACCCAGAAGCUUUGGAGAGAGGUGUCAAGGCUUUGAGAGAGAUUAACAAGUCUACCGGUGCAAAACAGGUAACCAAUGGAUUUAAAUUUGUUUCUGCUUUAAGAAGAAACUCACUGGUAUGCUGGACAAGACGGGAAAGUUAUAAUGUUUGCACCCUCUUUACUGCUUAGAAUUGUUCAAUGUAAUGAAAUUUGGAUUUGAUAACAAAUUCGAUCUUUCUUAUGGACCAAUUUUCUAACGGUGUGAUUAAAAAUAUACUUAGUAGCUUCAGUAUUUAGAAUAAUGGUGUUCAUUUCUCUACACCAUAAGGCAUUGUAUGUGAAAGCACAUGCCUCUAUUGUGUAAUUUUUGAUUAAUUGAUUAUUUAAAUUUUCUUAAAUGCCACACUUUUUAAGUUGUGUCUAUAUAGAAGGGUACAUGACUACAUGAGGCUAUGAUUAGUUUUAAAGAAAGACUGACUAUUUGAUUUAUUCUAGGUUUUUGAGGUCAUAAGAAAGCAAGAGGAUACAAAGCAGGCAGAGUUAUCUGCAAAAUUGGCUGAGUUUAAAGCUUUGCAAGCUCAAGCUGAAACUGAGAGACAAAGAGUGAUAUAUGAUGAACAGAAAAAGCUAGCUCAGCAACAGGCACAAAUCAAGUCACAGAUGGCUCGUUAUGAAGAUGAGCUAGCAAGGAAACGGAUGCAGGCAUAAAAUGAACAUCAUAGAGCAAGGAAUCAGGAACUGGUAAAGAUGCAAGAGGAGUCGGCUAUGAGACAGGAGGCAGCCAGGCGAGCAACGGAAGAGCAAAUUCAAGCACAACGCCGGCAGACAGAGAGGGAAAAGGAAAAGAUGAAACAGGAAACUAUCAGAAUACAAACUUUAGCUGAAGCAGAAGGAAGAGCGCUUGAAGCUAAGCUUGCUGAAGAUGUUAACAGAAGACUGCUACUAGAACGUGCGAAUGCAGAAAGAGAAAAAUGGGUCUCAGCUAUAAACACAACCUUUGAGCAUAUCGGAGGGGGAUUGCGUGCAAUAUUAACUGAUCAAGAUAAGUUGGUUGUGGCUGUUGGUGGUGUGACAGCUCUUGCUGCCGGUGUCUACACGACAAGAGAAGGUGCUAGAGUCAUUUGGAGUUACGUGGACAGAAUAUUGGGACAACCAUCAUUGAUCAGAGAAUCAUCCAGGGGGAAAUACCCUUGGUCAGGUUUCUUUAAGCGUGGCUUGAGCACUCUUUCUAAAGGUGGAUCUUCAUCUCAGGCUGAAAAGGGGCUUGAGGAUGUUGUUCUUAACCCCUCUCUUAAGAAGAGAGUUUCUCAGCUUGUUAGGACUAUGACUUUUACAAAGGCACAUCAGGCACCAUUUCGUAAUGUCCUUUUCCAUGGCCCUCCAGGGACGGGGAAGACGUUAGUUGCUAGGGAGAUUGCUCGUAGCUCUGGGCUUGACUAUGCACUGAUGACGGGAGGUGAUGUAGCGCCACUUGGUCCUCAGGCUGUCACCAAAAUUCAUCAACUGUUUGACUGGGCCAAGAAGUCCAAUAGGGGCCUGCUACUAUUUAUUGAUGAAGCAGAUGCAUUUUUAUGCGAGAGGAACAAAACAUAUAUGAGUGAAGCUCAAAGAAGUGCCUUAAAUGCCCUUCUGUUCAGAACUGGUGACCAGUCCAAAGAUAUAGUCCUUGCUCUAGCAACAAACCGCCCAGGUGAUCUCGAUUCAGCCGUCACAGAUCGUAUAGAUGAAGUCCUAGAAUUUCCACUCCCGGGCCAAGAAGAACGCUUUGAGUUGCUCAAACUUUACAUGGACAAAUACAUAGCUCAAGCCGGGGCACGAAAGACAGGCAUUCUUUCCCGGUUUCGGAAACCAACCCAGAAGAUAGAGGUCAAAGGUUUGACUGAUGAUAUUCUGAAGGAAGCUGCAGCAAAGACGCAAGGAUUUUCUGGGAGAGAGAUUGCCAAACUGAUGGCAAGUGUUCAAGCUGCUGUUUAUGGUAGUGAGAAGUGUCUUUUGGAUCCGACUCUCUUUCGUGAAGUAGUGGAUUACAAAGUUGCAGAGCAUCAACAAAGAAGGAAGUUAGCUGCUGCUUCUGGGGAUGGGAAAGGUCUUUGAUAUUUCUAAGCAUCGUUGAUUUUGAAUUAGAUAUUUAAAUAUUUUAUUUUAGUAAGAUGAAUUAGCAUACAUAUGUAUAUGCUAUUGAGAAAUCAUCAUUCAUGUUCCUCAAAGAUGCCUAUAUUCAUUGCUCUUACUGGAAUUUUGAUAUUCACGAGUCCUCAUUAGGAGCAUGACCUCUUUUUUUGGAAGUAUGGUCUUAACUUUAACGAACAGCUCUUGCUCACUGUAUCUUAUAUUACAUUG
This is a messenger RNA of Cuscuta europaea, 2756 nucleotides long. The record is from the annotation of a GenBank genome assembly. Lineage: Eukaryota; Viridiplantae; Streptophyta; Magnoliopsida; Solanales; Convolvulaceae.